Thlaspi arvense is the source of this 713-nucleotide messenger RNA. Lineage: Eukaryota; Viridiplantae; Streptophyta; Magnoliopsida; Brassicales; Brassicaceae. The record is from the annotation of a GenBank genome assembly.
CUAAAUUUGGCCCAUUCUUCCACUAAAUUGCAACUAUUAACUGGGUUCGUCGUCGUCGAUUCCCAAAUUUCUCAAUCGAUAAACCCUAAAAAUUCUCUCAUCUUCGGUUUCUUCCACCUGAACCUCAUCGAUAUUCGUCUCUAGGCAUUGUUACGAGCUGAUCUCUGUAAAAAAAAAAUGUCGGCUGUAGGAACAUCGAAAGGGAUUCUAGAGAUCGCCAAGUUCGGUUUCUACGUCGCUGUUCCUAUCGGCCUUAUGUAUACCUUCGCCAACAACAGCACCAAUAUCAAGAAAUUCAUGGGAAAUCGUUCAUAUGUUGUGUAUCCGGAAGAGGCACCUCGACCUCCUUCACCGGAGGAGCUAAGAGAGAUGGCACGAGAGCUUGCUCGUAAGAAGAACAUUCCUCGAGUUUGAUGAUGAAAGACAUGGAAUAUACAGAAGUUCGAUGUUUAUGUUACUGUAAUAGUAAAUUGCUCGGUGUAGCAACUGGUAUAAUAAGGUAAUGUUAUGUUAUGUUGUUGAUUCCUGUAAGAUCAAAAUGAGAUGUACAAGUAAAAGAAGAAGAGUCUUUUCUUUUGUUGAAGAACCUGCAUAUGGUUACAUUAUUUUGUGUUUAUACACACACACAUCAAUGGAUGAAGUCUAAAAACAUUUACAAUCACAGCUUCAAGUGUUUUCCUUUGUAGGACAUUUAAUGUUAAUGGGCUGUAUUA